UUCUUCGAGAUUCAGGACACGACCACCUACUUAGGCUUGUGCGCCUAUCAGACGAUUGCAGUGCUGAUGUUAGUGUGCGGCUAUGCGGCGCCGGACUCCUUCGUGCUCAGCAUGACCCUCCACGUUUGUGGCCAACUCGCCGUUCUGUCGUGCAAAAUUGAAAACUUGUUGCAAGAUCACGUGAAUUAUAAUCGUCACAUCCGCACUAUCAUAAUGAGGCAUCAUCAGCUAAUAACGUUAGCAGAGAUCUUGGAAAGUAAUUACAAUAUGAUAUUUCUUCAACAAACUCUGGGAACCGUUUUCUUGCUCUGUUUAACUACGUAUCACAUUGUCGCGAAUACGGAACACGGCGAUAAUACCAACAGCGUGAGUUUUUUGCUUUGCGCUUGCAGCGUGUUUAGUACGAUUCUCGCGUACUGCUACAUAGGAGAAUGUCUCAUUACCGAGAGCGAUGUCGGCCAUAUCGAAGAUCUGUUCGUUCACUUAGAACGUAUCUUCUCCGUCGGGGGAAUAUGGCCGUUCGAGCGGACGUACGUUCGUUUUGCGAUUUACAUCACGUACUUCACGCUGUACCUCAUUAUGGCAUACGCGAAUCUCUGGGACGUUCUCGGUAACCUCGAGCUGAUGGUGAUGAAUCUCGUGGAGACGGUGGCUUACAGCAUCACCUUCCCGAUGGUGUGGGUGAUCCGUUGCAGCGGUCUGCUGAAGCGCGUCAUCGUCGUGGUGAGAAAGGACAUGGUAGAGCGGAAGUUCGAGGAUCCCGAGGAGGAGAGGAUCUACCACUAUUACAAUUACACGUCCAAGAUAUUCCUCUACGGCUCGACCGUCGGCAUGUUCAUCACGGUGAUGCUGUUAUACUUUAGACCGCUCAUGAGUUUCUCGAGCAACGAUCAAGAAUUCGAUAACAGCACAAACUCCUUCGUCUUACCCUACAGGAUCCACACAUUUUACGACAUCGCCAACACCCGCACAUACGUGCUUAUGUAUCUCUAUCUAUUUCCAAUGUUCUACAACUCCAUGUGUCACAUGGCGGCGAUUUGCCUGCUGGUCAUUUUAGUGUUUCACAUCUGCGGCGAAUUGUCCAUUCUGUCGUACCGCAUCAAGAACGUACAAACGUACUCGCAAGAUGUGCUGGCAGCCAGAAUUCGCGAUUUCGUCCGAAUGCAUCUCAAAAUAAUAUGGAUGGCCAAGUCCGUUGACGAUACCUUCAACAUGGUUCUUAUGGAUGAACUUUUCGGCAACAGCGUUAUAUUGGCCAUCUCGAUGUAUUACGUCUUGAUGAACUUGAAGAUCACGGAGUUAGCGACCUGCUGUACGUUUAUAUUUUUUGCCGCGAUCGCGCUCGUUAUGCUCUACGGAUACUGCUUGAUCGGCGAACAACUGACUCAACAGUGCGUAAGCGUGCAGGAUGCGUACUAUCAGUGCAAUUGGUACGAGAUGCCAUUCAGUUGCAAGAGAUGCCUCCUGAUAUGUAUGCUUCGUGGCCAAGUUAUGCUCUAUCUGACAGCCGGAAAAUUUUACAUAUUCUCCCUGAACGGUUUUACGGAUGAUCAGAAGGACCUAGACCGUGCAGCACAGGUAUUGUCGUGGAACAAACGACUGAUGUCGACGCUGGGUCUCUGGCCGUUUCGCAAUAACAAUCUGAUUUUCACCAUCAACUACAGCUACUUCGGCUUCCUCAUGAUCUUGGAAUUCUUCGAUCUGUUUCUCUUCAUCGACAACCUCGAGCACAUAAUCAUGAAUUUAACGGAGAACAUGGCGUUUUUGCAGAUACUCGUGAGAAUGAGCACAUUACGGUUAUAUAACGGCCAAAUCGGUGAGGUCAUAGCCGAGAUAAUGAAGGACUUCGAUAGGGCGAGUUAUAGAACGUUCGAGGAAAUGAAAACGUUCAUUUCGUACAACGCCAGGUCAAAAGUCUUCAUGAAAUUGCUGAUGGUGUUUGUCGCAUUGACAGCCUCGUCGUAUUACUUGACACCAAUUAUAAUUAUACUCGGAAGCGGUCUGCCGCGAAUUACGAUCGGCGAGAACGUAACUCGGGUGAUUUACCUUUUGCCGUAUCGCUUUCAUGUGUUCUACGCGGUGGAGGACUUGCGCACCUACGUGAUCACGUACGUUCUGGAGUUUCCCUUCGUGUUUAUCAGCGGUUUCGGACAGACCGCCGCCGACUGUGUCAUGGUGACCCUCUCCUUUCACAUUUGCGGCCAAAUGUCGGUGCUGGCUCUGCGCAUCAACAACAUAGACACCGAUCCUCUCAUUUGCGGCCGCGAAAUACGGAACGUCGUGCGCACGCAUAUACGAUUGCUACGGAUGGGAAAAAUGAUAGAAAAGAUAUUCAGCAUAACAUUGUUGGUUAAUCUCAUAGGAGCUACUUCUCUCCUGUGCAUUCUCGGUUACCAAAUCUUAACGAAUUACGCCAAAGGCGAGAGGGGGGUGCUCGUUAUGUUCCUGAUAUUCCAGUUUUUGGUCUUGUUAAUACUCUACGCUCUUUGCACCGUUGGCGAAAAUCUUUUGACUGAGAGCAGUAAAGUAUGCGAGGCGUUUUACCAUUGCAAUUGGUACAACAUGUCGAAGGAAAAUGCACGGAUAAUAAUACUGUGUAUGGCGAGAUCGCAAAAGCCGCUGUGUCUGAAAGCCGGCAAAUUCAGCAUAUUUUGCCUCAGCACUUUGACUGACUCUUUAAAAACAUCCAUGGGAUACUUGUCGGUACUGCGUUCCUUUUUAUAAUACCAUGGUCGAACGACAAUUUCGGAGACGUGGGAAUAAUAAUAUCUAAAUCACGUGUGCUCAAGUAGAGGUAAAUUUACAAAUUAUAAUAAAAAGAGAGAGAGACUAGAGAAAGACCAUUUACCUCUGAUAAUUUCACUCUUUUUAUAUUGUAUGUUAUCGAGGAAUUUAAUUAUUUAACAGAAAAAUUGUAUAAGAAAUUAAAAAUAUCAGUUAAUUGUUUAGAGUGCUACUUCAGUGUAACAAGGAAAUGCAAUAAGGAAGGAACUUAUCUAAGAGGAAAAAGAUUCGUACUUAAGUUAGGGGGAAGGUAUAUAAGUUAUAUCAAAUCUUCUCCUACAUAUUACUAAUAGUAAAUCAUAUGAUUAUGUGAUUUUGUGUUCGGAAUCUAUCCCCAAAAGCUUUGAACAUGAGAGUGUGUGUUUAUAUGUAUAUGUACAUAUACAUUUAUUUGUUGUAAAUAGUUUCCGAACAUG
Molecule: messenger RNA, 3200 nt
Organism: Odontomachus brunneus
Lineage: Eukaryota; Metazoa; Arthropoda; Insecta; Hymenoptera; Formicidae
Exons: 14
Coding region: 67-2724 (885 amino acids)
Biological process (GO): sensory perception of smell; detection of chemical stimulus involved in sensory perception of smell
Cellular component (GO): plasma membrane
Molecular function (GO): olfactory receptor activity; odorant binding
Source: RefSeq, a predicted model, not a curated record